AGCUUCACUCUCAAAUGACGGAUUCCACUGCACCAAACCGAUUAUGGCGUGAGACGCCGCUUGUGCCAUCCCAUCACAUCUCGGAGAUCCUGAAUCGUUCGGCGUAUUUGAAACUUGACAUGUUCCAACCCUCUCAAUCGUUCAAAUAUCGUGGCAUCUCUCACUUCGGGCAGAAGAUGAAAGAGAUUCAUGGACCGUCCGCUCACUUUGUCAUUGCCUCGAGUGGAAAUGCAGGGCUAGCUGCCGCGAUGACCGCCAAGGAUCUGGGAUUGCGAUGUACCGUGUACCUUCAUGAAGGCGUGUCUGAAGAAACGCAGGCAGCAUUGCGCCGCCAAAAAGCGGAAGUUAUAAUUGUUGGCAAGGUUUACCUGGACUCUUUGCAAGCCAUGCGGAACGAUAUGAAGAAAGACCCACAUGCCGUCACUGUCCCAGCCUACGACGACCCAUUGAUCUGGGAAGGGCAUGCGUCCAUGAUCCAAGAAAUUCGAGAACAGCUUGUUGCAAAGCCCGAUGUUAUAUUCUGUAGUGUAGGUGGCGGUGGUCUCCUAGGAGGCGUGCUGACUGGGUGCAGGAACGCCGGGUGGGACGAUAUACCCAUUGUUGCCAUUGAGACUCAUGGCUCAAACUGCUUCUAUCAAACGAUGGCUGUGAACACAGAUAAUUUCGGUCUUGGGAACCUCCCGAAGGCAGAGGAUGCCCCAUACGACGUGAUAAGAGAUGAAACAUACAAUCUCAACCUGGCCCACCUUCACAACAUCAACUCAUGUGUCGCAUCUCUAGGAGCCACUUCGCCAGCAGCCGGAAUAGUACGCUUGGCACUGGAUCGGACUGGGAACGGUCGUGUUAAGUGCGUUACGAUCGCGGAUGACAUGACAAUGUGGGCUUCCAAGUCCUUUGCAGACGACCACAAGAUCAUGGCGGAGUUAUCCUGUGCAGCUACCCUCGCACCCGCUUAUAAUAAGGCAGUGUUUGACUUCAUUCUGCCCGACACCGACGGUAGAGAUCAAAAUAUUGUUUUCGUCGUAUGCGGAGGCAUCAAGGUAUCUGUGGAUGAGAUGGUGACUUGGAACUUGCAGAUGAAGGCGGCUGCAAAGAAAGAACCUGAGUGGAAAGUUACGUGUAACGGGCGGGACUUAAACACGCCAAAGUAGAGUCGAGGACAGUAAAUCUAGAAGGAAAGCCGAUCGUCAAUGCGGCCUUGAGGGGUGUACUGAACGUACAGGAACCAAUACUCUCCUCACCACCACUUGAACCAUCCGACUGACGAAGACGCUGACGAAUCGCUCUGAGUUUCCCUCAUUUGUUCGACACGCUCCCUUUGCUGGCGACGGAUAAGCUUCUCCGCUUUGAUUCUUUCCAGCUCUUCUCGCACAGCGCUCGACUCUGUCGGUAAUCGACUAUGAAAGCGAUCU
Coniophora puteana RWD-64-598 SS2 is the source of this 1412-nucleotide messenger RNA. RefSeq names its product tryptophan synthase beta subunit-like PLP-dependent enzyme. Gene Ontology annotation, biological process: L-serine catabolic process; L-threonine catabolic process. Lineage: Eukaryota; Fungi; Basidiomycota; Agaricomycetes; Boletales; Coniophoraceae. Gene Ontology annotation, molecular function: L-serine ammonia-lyase activity; threonine deaminase activity. The record is from RefSeq and is a predicted model, not a curated record. The transcript has 7 exons. Bases 15 to 1151 code for a protein of 378 amino acids.